CAGUGAUAUAACCAACCAGGCUGCAGUCCCCUCCCCUGUUACUCUCACUUUCCAUAACCCUUAAUGUACCUCCUCUCUCGCUCACUAACUCCCCCAUCGCCACUCUCCCCCUCUAUUACGUGUCAAGCGUCUCUUCCUCCUGAACUGAACAGCACACGCCAAACAGGGGACUGGUUGAAAACAGACACUGGCUCUUCUGGUCCUUGCCUCUGUCUCCUCCCAUUUUAUAAUUUCCCUGACUUCAUCCGCCACCCACUUCACUGUAGCUUUACUUAUGUUUCUUUUAGUCUAAUUUCAUUGUCUUGCCUACCUAUUUUCACUUGAUCCUUUGUUCACGCUGACUGCUUUUGCUCAAUUUACCCAUCCAUCACAGGAUGGUUGAUAGCUGUGUCUUAUCUUUUUUUAAUACAUUGUUUUUAAACCUGCAAGUUCUUCACACUUAACCUCUCCCGAUUCCCUCCUUCCAUCUUGCCAUCUAUUAUUUGCUCCACUAAGAUUUAGCCCAAGUGGCCUGUUUUUUCCCCUGGUCUUCCUCGGGUGAGGCCACUUGAGAUCAGUAUGUGGUCCAACUUCUUCGUACAGCAGGAUGAGGAUGGUCGCAUCGGGGUGGCAGGGGCUGGUCAAGGUGGGGGUUUAGGUGGAAUUAAAUCUGGAAGGGGACAGAGGAGGACCCACAAGAUGAGUGACAGUGAGGAGGGAAAGAUCAAGCUGGCCUUCUUUGUGGCUAUCAUUGGUGUUACCCUCACAGUGUUGGGCAUGGGCACAGAGUUUUGGGUGGAGCUGGCCCAAUCAAAGAAUUUCAGCAACAACCAGACCUGCCAGAUGGCCCAUUAUGGCCUGUGGAAGGGCUGCAUUCGUACCCUAUGGGUGGCUGACAUAGACCCAGAGAGGACGAGCUGUGGCCCUGCUGAACUACCUGGAGAAUCCAACUGCACCUACUUCAAAUUCUUCACCUCUGGGGAGAAUGCAGUCAUAUUCAAGAAGACAACUAACAACAAGCUGAAUCUAGCAGCAGCUAUCUUGGCCCUUUUGAGUCUGACCAUGAUGGUAAUGGGCUCCAUCUGUAUUGGCAUGUCUCUCAGCAAAGGAGUGCCCUUCUUUCUCAAGCCAGCCUCCUUCUGUUUCAUCCUAUCAGGUGUACUGGUCCUUCUCUCUAUCCUGAUAUUCCACCAGUCUGUGCUGGCCUUAUUGUCCAGUGACCACUCCAUACCUUUGCACCAUGAGCUGUCUUGGUCGGUGGCCUGCGUUGGCUCAGCGGGUGCCAUUCUUAUUUUUGGAGGUUUCCUCUUUAUCAUCCUCUCCCUUCCUUUCAGCCCCUGGCAGAAAUGCCUGCCACACAAGAAUAGCGCCACAUAGCACCUGACUGACAAUAAAAUAUGCGUGUAGUAUCCUUGAUGUCUUGAUUGAGAGCAAGUGAAAAUGUCCAUUUCCUGAUUGGCUUUGACUUUGCUUGCUCUUGGCAUUCAAUUUGUCAGGGAAGUCACACAAUGUCUUAAUCAAAUAUAUGAAGAGAAGUUGGCAUUAGUGAGGCCUCCAGAAUGAGUAAAAAUUGUUGUUGUUUUUUUUUGGUAGAAAAUAGAUGAAAGGAUCAACAGGGCUACUGCUGUUAAAUGUGUAGCUGUGGUGUUUACUUAAAGCUGGACUAUGCAGUUUCUUUUGGCUUCAUUAGGCAAAAACAAUGUAUUUCUGACUUUCAGCAUAAUGGUAAACUACUUCAAGUGGUUUCUCCUCCUGACUCUUUUUUCAGGCUUUAGAAAAUCUAGCCUGUGACGGGAGACUUUGGACGGGAGACCAAUCACAGGACAUGUUAGACAGAGAGGGCGUCCCUAUUGGCUGUUCUACAAAUGUGGAUGCAUGUGCACGUCCCUUCAGACAGUAAAAGCAUGAUUCAAUGAUGGAAAGUCCUGCCGAAAAAGUUGCUAUUUCAGCAUUAGCAACAACUACCUAAACCCCAAAACCCUAAUAAAAAUCAAGUCUAAAAUAGAGAGUGACUAUAAACACAAUAAAACGUGUCAAUAUCAGCAAAGCGUUUCAGAGAUAGAGAUAACAUUUUCCAAAAGGUUUAGCCUUUUUCUAAACAUAGCCAAAGACUCAUAGCUGUAGCUAAUUCAUGUUUAUAUAGUUAGCUAGAGACUCCAAUCACAGUCAUCUCAACAAGCUCUACAGGCCCACACGUAUGCAUAUGCAGUACUGGUGCUCAUCUGGUGGGAGGGGCUUAGGACCAAGAGCUGCAGGAGGAAGGCUGUUUUUUCAAACUGGUGUUUUGUGUAUCACAAAAAGGCUUGUUAGCCUGCCCAUAGCUGUGCAUUCACACAUAAAUCCAGUCUUUUUGAUAGGAUGAGGAGAGUAAAUAAAAACUAUUUAAAUGUUUAGACACUUUUCUCUUCUAAAACGUUUUGUGGGUUGUUUAAUUUGAAAGCCCAUUUCAGCUAAGAAUCUUUUUUUAUUCUGAUCUAUAGCUUGACAACGCAAUGGUAUGGUUAGGUUUAGGCACAAAAGCAACUUGGUAGUGCAAGGGAAAGUACCUGGUUUUAAUUAAAAUGACUACUUAGCUCUACAAUGACAACUGACUUCCUCCUUUGCUCCGGUCAUUGUUACCAUGGCUUCUGGGCGCAAACUGAUGGACACCGACCAUUUCAUACUUAUAACUAACAACAAGUGUUUUCUUUUCUUCUUAACUUUUCAUGUCACCAUCAAUGUAGUAACAAAUUCUGUUUGUGAUAAUGCUAACAAUCAGUAUGGAAGCAGUCCUGAUUGCUUUCAAAGAAGUUACUUGCGUGUAUGCCUCAUGUUGAUUUAUGAACAGUCAAUGAGUAUGCUUAAUUUUCUAGUAAUUAGUCCUAUGAAACUUUUUAACACCUAAUACCUAAUUAAUGAAAGACUUCAUAUCAUUAUUUAUUAUUAUGUUUUACUAUUGGAUGAAUGCUGCUUUACUUUGAGUGUAUUUUGAAUGAAAUCAACUAUGAGAAGGGAUUAAAAUACUAUUUUGUACAUCAGAGAGUUAUAAGGACUCACUUUAUAAGCUCAACUUUGCACAUAAACUGAAUGAAUGGGUUUUUAUUGUAUGAUUGGUUUGUAGUGUUGUCUCUAGUCUCUGCAUUUGCAAUAUGUAUGCAGUAAAUACGCUUUAUUUCUGUCAUAGGAUGCUUACCUUGUCUCUCUACCAGAAAAGGAUAUUAUUCAAAAUAUAGGGUUAUUUGUAAACAUAUAUAUGUACAGUAUGUGGCGCCAGUUUUGCUUAUUAUUAAAGGCAUUUGAC
Messenger RNA from Etheostoma spectabile (orangethroat darter), 3259 nucleotides. It is a transcript of the gene cacng6b, whose product is annotated as calcium channel, voltage-dependent, gamma subunit 6b. Gene Ontology annotation, cellular component: membrane; L-type voltage-gated calcium channel complex. Gene Ontology annotation, biological process: regulation of calcium ion transmembrane transport via high voltage-gated calcium channel. NCBI's taxonomy places the organism in Eukaryota, Metazoa, Chordata, Actinopteri, Perciformes, Percidae. The record is from RefSeq and is a predicted model, not a curated record. The coding region runs from base 559 to 1356 and encodes 265 amino acids. The transcript is spliced from 5 exons. Gene Ontology annotation, molecular function: calcium channel regulator activity.